UCAUGUGUAGCCAAAUUUCCUUCAUUAAUUAGUUGUAUUUUAAAACAAUAUUUCUAUGACUAAAGAGCAUACUUGAGAUUUAAAACAUGAAACUUCUUUAAAACUGUCUAUUUUUGCAAAUCAAGUUGAAAAUUUGGCACUUUUGAAAUUAAUUAAUUACUAAUUACUCUUUUGAACUGGUUUUUCUCUACUAAUUCUUUCUUCUAAGUUUCUAAUCUUACCCUUCUCUCUAUCUCCUCUCUCUCUAACAUGCCUAAGUCUCGUCUGAAGCUUUUUGGUUUCAACAUCUCAAAAGAGAAAAAAACAGUUUCAAAUGUUACAAAGCCGCCGCCGGCGAUGGAGUGGCCGGAAUCUGAAAAUCCCCAUGCCCCAAAGUUCGAGUGCCAGUAUUGUUGCAGAGAAUUUUCCAAUUCGCAAGCUUUGGGCGGCCAUCAAAACGCCCAUAGAGAAGAAAGACAGCUUUUAAAGAGCGCUCAAAUGAAAUCUUGUCAUCGGAAUUACAUCACAGCUCUGCACGUGCAGAACUGGCUGUCGUCGUCCUUUCCGCCCCCGCCGCUGCCGGCGGUGGUGGGUGGUCCUCCAUCGACGGCGGAAAUGAUUUAUGCUAUGUCGCGGCCGCUGUUGUCCCAAGAGGUUCGGCGGCAGGCCGGAGAUCUUACGGGGGUGAUCGGAGUGGUAGGAGAUGAAGAUGUUUCCGGUUGGAGUUUGGGCCUGGAUUUACAGCUUAGUCUUGGGCCUGGUAAGCCUUGACUUGGGCUUUUCUCGAUUACGGCCCACAGUGUAUAAUAUUGUUGAACUUUCUUUCCUUUUUUUUUUUUUUUUUUUUUUUU
Molecule: messenger RNA, 830 nt
Organism: Benincasa hispida (wax gourd)
Lineage: Eukaryota; Viridiplantae; Streptophyta; Magnoliopsida; Cucurbitales; Cucurbitaceae
Product: zinc finger protein 6-like
Biological process (GO): gibberellic acid mediated signaling pathway; cytokinin-activated signaling pathway; trichome morphogenesis
Cellular component (GO): nucleus
Molecular function (GO): DNA-binding transcription factor activity; transcription cis-regulatory region binding
Source: RefSeq, a predicted model, not a curated record